GAUAGAUGACGAAAAACUGAUUCAGCUCGUAUCCACCAACAGGGAGCUUUUUGACAAAUCCUGCGCUGGAUAUAAGUUGUUGGAGCGAAAAAAUGAUAUAUGGAGGCACAUAGCAAAGGAGAUGGACAGUAUAGAUGAACAGUGUUCGCGAAGGUGGUUGGCAUUGAGGGAAAGGUACGCCAGGGAGAUACGACGACUCAAUGCUCCAUCUGGAAGUGGAGCAUCGGCCGAAAAAGUUUGGCCAUUAAUGGACUCGCUACAGUUUUUAAAAAAGCAUAUAAUUCCACGGAGGUGUAGAACGAGCAAAAACCUUAUCGAUUCCUUGCCGCCAUCGCCGCAGGAUCUUAGUCCAUCGCCAUCAAUUUUGGAGCAAAGUGCGCAGCAUUUAUCAUCAUCACCUAUUACGGUUCCAGAGUUGUGUCAAAGCGAUUUAUCGCCCUCCCCGUCAGGCUCCAUGUCAGCAAAUCGUAAGCGGGUAAAAAAAGAGGGGCAACGAACACGAUAUGGACAAGUUAUUCUAUGAGAGUGGAGAUGUUCAAGCAGGCGUGCACAACUCCUGAAGCGGCAGGUGAAAACGACGUUGUUGAUAACUUCACAAAGAUGAUGCAGGCAUCAACCAAGCAGAUG
Molecule: messenger RNA, 627 nt
Organism: Rhagoletis pomonella (apple maggot)
Lineage: Eukaryota; Metazoa; Arthropoda; Insecta; Diptera; Tephritidae
Exons: 3
Coding region: 122-523 (133 amino acids)
Biological process (GO): regulation of transcription by RNA polymerase II
Cellular component (GO): transcription regulator complex; nucleus
Source: RefSeq, a predicted model, not a curated record